Molecule: messenger RNA, 1239 nt
Organism: Acaulospora morrowiae
Lineage: Eukaryota; Fungi; Glomeromycota; Glomeromycetes; Diversisporales; Acaulosporaceae
Source: the annotation of a GenBank genome assembly
AUGUCCUAUUCUUUGGUGAUGGAAGAAGUCAGAACUGAGGAUCCUAUCGCCAUUCACUCGGAGACAAACGAACUGCUUCAGGAUCUAAGCGAAGCUGACUUGUACUCGAAAUACAAAAAGCAUCAAAGGCACCUCGAAUUUCUCGAACUUCAAGAAGAGUAUAUAAAAGAUGAGCAGAAAAAUCUCAAGCGUGAGUUAAUCAGAGCUCAGGAAGAGGUCAAACGAAUUCAAUCCGUGCCAUUAGUUAUUGGUCAAUUUUUGGAACCGAUUGACCAACACACAGGGAUUGUUGGAUCUACAACGGGAUCAAACUAUGUUGUUCGAAUUUUAAGCACCAUCGAUCGAGAAUUACUCAAGCCUUCUUCCUCAGUUGCCCUUCACCGUCACUCAAAUUCCUUGGUUGAUGUGUUACCGCCCGAGGCAGACAGUAGCAUUGCGAUGCUUGGCACCGAUGAGAAACCCGACGUGACGUACGCAGAUGUGGGUGGCCUCGAUAUUCAAAAGCAAGAAAUUCGGGAGGCAGUAGAGUUGCCGUUAACGCAUUUUGACUUGUAUAAACAAAUUGGGAUUGAUCCUCCACGUGGUGUUCUGUUGUAUGGCCCGCCGGGAACGGGAAAAACCAUGCUUGUGAAGGCGGUCGCCCAUCACACGACGGCGUCUUUCAUCCGCGUGGUCGGAUCAGAAUUCGUGCAAAAGUAUUUAGGUGAAGGACCUCGUAUGGUACGUGAUGUGUUUCGAUUGGCCCGUGAGAACUCUCCGGCUAUUAUCUUUAUUGAUGAGAUAGAUGCAAUUGCGACCAAACGGUUUGAUGCACAAACAGGCGCAGAUCGGGAGGUGCAAAGAAUCUUGUUGGAGUUAUUGAAUCAGAUGGAUGGAUUUGAUCAAACAUCAAACGUCAAAGUCAUAAUGGCCACGAAUAGGGCAGACACUUUGGACCCAGCCUUGCUCAGGCCUGGUCGUCUUGAUCGAAAGAUCGAAUUCCCUACACCCGAUCGACGUCAAAAACGGUUGAUCUUUUCCACCAUUACCUCGAAGAUGAAUCUUUCGGAAGAGGUGGAUCUCGAAGAUUUUGUAUCUCGACCGGAUAAACUCAGCGGUGCGGAAAUUCACGCAAUAUGUCAAGAGGCCGGAAUGCAGGCGGUUCGAAAAAACCGUUACGUUAUUCUCAGCAAAGACAUCGAAAAGGGUUAUAAAGCGAACGUUAAGAAAGCAGACACGGACUUUGAAUUUUAUAAAUAA